AAGCGCACAUUCCUAUUGUCCAAGAUGGCGGCAUCAGUGCAGCUCCUUGGAUGUUUUUAAACCAGUUUCUGCUUUUAUUCCUUUAAUCUGGUUUAUGAGCGAACAUCCAGCCUCCGGACGGGUCGCCGCUCUUCCCCGCAGCUCCAGCCUGCCGCCGUAUUUCCGCUAACGCUCCUGGAAGCCGCUCCCGGGCCGGAUUCCCGUCGCAGGCACCGAAAAGUUUGAGCUCCAUCACCGUGUGAGGAUGAAGAGGCAGGCCGGGAGGGAGAGCAGUCCAUCCAGGGCCGGCGCCAAGCGGCUCCGGGAGCGGGACCGGGAGAGUGCGCGGAGAGAGGAGCUGCCGCCGCCGCCGCUGGCUCUGCUGCUGGCGGAGAGCCGCGGAUAUCACCGCCGGAGCCGCAGCCGGGAGCGAGAGAAGCCGCGGCUGAGGGAGGAGCGGGCGGCCGCCUUAGAGCUCCACCACCGGCAUGAGCUCAGCCUCCUCGGCCGCCCGCCGCUCCGGACCACCGCGGCCGAGCUCCCCGCCGCCAGGCCGGGCACGCUGGAGUACAAGACCCUGCUGAUCAGCAACCUGGGCUCGCAGGUGUCGGACGAGGACGUGGAGGACGCGCUGUUCCACGAGUUCAAGAAGUUCGGGGACGUCAGUGUGAAGCUGUCCCACACCCCGGAGCUCGGCCGGAUCGCCUACGUCAAUUUCCGGCACCCGGAGGACGCCAAGGAGGCCCGGCACGCCAAGUCCUCCAGGUUAGUGCUCGGUGACCGGCAGCUCAAAAUAGAACCGAUGUACGUGAGGAGGCGAAGCGUGACCCCGCCGGACGUCGGUUAUCUGCCCGUGCACGCCCCCUACCCCUACCGGCAGCGCUCCCUGUCCCCGCCCGGCCCGGGGGUCAGCAACAUCCGGGACCUGCGGGCCCGGCACUAUGCCCUGGAGACCCUGGGACUGAGCCGGGAGCGGGAGCGGCUGCUGGACUACUACGGCAUGCUGGACGAGAGGGGGCGGCCCUACGGCUUCCCCCCCAUGCCGGUGGUGGAGGAUCUGAAGCCGGAGGACGACCAGAGGGCGACCAGCAACCUGUUCAUCGGAAACCUGGACGGGAACGUGACGGAGGCCGAGCUGAGGAGGGGGUUCGACAAGUACGGCAUCAUAGAGGACGUGGUGAUCAAGAGGCCGGCCCGGGGCCAGGGGGGCGCCUACGCUUUUGUGAAGUUUCAGAACCUGGACAUGGCCCACCGGGCCAAGGUGGCCAUGCAGGGGCGUCUGAUCGGGGGGAACCCCAUAAAGAUCGGCUAUGGGAAGGCCAACCCCACCACCCGGCUCUGGGUGGGGGGGCUCGGACCCGGGAACUCUCUGGCUGCUCUGGCCCGAGAGUUCGACCGGUUCGGGAGCAUCAGGAACAUAGACUACGUGAAGGGGGACAGCUUCGCCUACAUCCAGUAUGAGAGUCUGGACGCCGCUCAGGCCGCCUGCACCCAGAUGAGGGGCUUCCCUCUGGGGGGUCCGGAGCGCCGGCUCAGGGUCGACUUCGCCAAGGUGGAGGAGAGCCCCUCCCGUCCCUUCCCCCCCGGGUACCAGCCUCCCGUGGCCCUCCCCUCCCACUACGACCUCCUGGGGGAGGCCUUCAGCCGCCACCGCAGCCUGGAGAGGGAGCUGAGGGCCCGGGACCGCUCCUCACCCCCCUCCCACAGCCUCCUCACCCAGAGAGAGAGGGAGAGGGCUCUGCUGGACAGAGACUACCCCAGCAGCCCCACCCGCAGCCUGGAGAGGAGGGCCGGGGUGGAGGCGUUCGGGAGGAGCAGCCGGACGGUGAGGAGCCGCAGCCGGAGCAGGGAGAGGUGGCUGAAGGAGCGGGAGGAGAGGAGGAGCCGGAGGAGGAGCCGCAGCCGGAGUCUGUCCCCUGACAGACCCAUGGAUGACCGGGAGAAGGAGAGGGGGAGGUCGAGGCUCCGAGGUCCAGGAGGGGCCGUUUCUCCGGACGCCAGCCCAGACCGAGCUCGUGUUCGGGCCCCAGACUCCACCACGGAGCCCCGGGACCACUCCCCCGACAGCGGCGGGGGGCGACACCCCGCCGCCAAUGAAGACGACGCUCCGCCCGGCCGCCACCACAGCAAGAGGUCCGGCGACCACCUAAACAACCACCACCACCGGGGUAGCGAGGUGGUCCCUGCUGGUUCCCCCCCCGUCCACACCGACUCCCACACCUCCUCCUCCCCCGGCUCGCUGUCCGAGUUCGCCCAGACGUCGCUGCCCAAGACGUGGCACGGCUUCUUCGCCCUGAAGAACAGCAGCUUCCCCACAGACCUGUACCUGCUGGAGGGGGGGGCGUCCUUCUUCAGUGCCGUGAUGAAGGAGAGCCUCCGCCUGCAGAACCAGAACCAGCUGAAGAUCGCCCAGCGGCUCCGAAUGGACCAGACCCGGCUGGACGAGGUGUCCCGCCGCAUCAAGCUGGGUCGCCCCGACGGCUUCGCCAUCAUGCUGGCGCUGCAGGGGCCCGUCGACCGGCAGGCCCCGGCCCCCGAGCCGGGCCUGCAGGUCCGCCUGCUGCGCCACCUGGUGACGUAUCUGCGGAACAAAGAGGCGGCCGGCGUGGUGAGCCUCCCCGCCGCCAAGGAGGGCGGUCCGGGGGCGAUGCUGUACGCCUUCCCGCCCGGGGAGUUCUCCCAGCAGUACCUGCAGAACGCCAAGAGGACGGUGGGGAACCUGGAGGAGGAGCACAUGGUGGUCGUCAUCGUCGGCGACACUAACUGACCCAAAUACUCGAAUACUUCUAGGGCUGCGACUCGCGAUGAAGUGUCCAAGCGCGAUGCGUCAUCAAAGGCGUAAGUGAGCUCCGAACAUGGACGGACAUCCGCACUGUAUGUAAAUUAUUAUUAAUUAACCGUUGAUCACAUCUGAGUCACUGACAUCUCGUAAUUUGAACCGAGGAAUGCAUAAAUUUUAGUUUUUUACAGAGUCCAGUUAGAAAAUAUGGUUUAUUUUUGGCAGAUUUUUAAAUGAGACACGUGGAGAAAAUUACCAGAGCUAUACGUCACAUUUAGACCAACUUACAGCUGAAAAUCUGCUGUUAAAUUGGCAUCAUUUUGGGUUAUUUUUUAUCUAAACUGUCUGUUUUGGAUUCAGACGGUUAAUUAUCUCCAGGAACAUGUUAAAUUUAAUUAAAUUCACUUUAAUGUGUUUGUGAGAUCAAAACUGGAGCUAGUUUUUCCCAGCAGACGAUGCAAACAAAAAAUAAACACCAGGGAGUUAAAAAGAGCUGCGAACAAUUAUUAUUUUCAUUCUCCAUAAACCUGAUUAUCUCUCUUAUUAAUAAUUUAAAACAUAAAUCUGUCUAUUCCUUUAUUCUGGAGCCCAAAGUGAUGCUUUAAUUGUUUUUUUUUGUCUGACAAACACUGAAAAACCUCCAAAAUGUUUACUUUACUGCAACAAUAAUCAGAUUUUUAUCUGUUUUGAUAUUUGAUUGGUUGAAAAAAGCCUCUAAAGUUUCUGAUUUUAGCUUUUAAAAGUUAGAUGUUCCCAAUUUUGUUCCUCUACUGUGACAGUGAACUGAUUUUCUUUGCGUUUAAAGGCGUCAUGUUGGGAUUUGAGAAACACUAAUUGAUAUUUUUCAGCAUUUUCUCACAUUUUAUUGAGCAAGAAACUAUUAACCCUCCUGUUGUACUCAUUUACAGGCACCAAAUAACAUUGUUUCCUUGUCUGAACAAAAUCAAAAAAUUCAGCAAAAAUUCCCCAAAUUUCUGAAAAUUUGCAAAACCUUCAGGAACAAAAUUCCAAUAAUUCCUUAAAAGUUUUGCUUAAAAGUUUAUUAUAAAAAAUCUCCCUAAUUUGGCAAGAAAUUCUUGUAAAUAUUUCAAGAAAUGAGUAAAAAUCUUCCAAAAAAUGAGUAAAAAUAUCUAAAGUGAUUCCAUAUAUAUCAGUAAAACUUCUGAUAUUUUCUUUAAGAACAUUCACAUAAAAAUCAACCAAAAUCC
This is a messenger RNA of Amphiprion ocellaris (clown anemonefish), 3966 nucleotides long. RefSeq names its product RNA binding motif protein 15B (gene rbm15b). Gene Ontology annotation, cellular component: nucleus. Gene Ontology annotation, biological process: regulation of alternative mRNA splicing, via spliceosome. The coding region runs from base 245 to 2746 and encodes 833 amino acids. Gene Ontology annotation, molecular function: mRNA binding. The record is from RefSeq and is a predicted model, not a curated record. The transcript has a single exon. NCBI's taxonomy places the organism in Eukaryota, Metazoa, Chordata, Actinopteri, Pomacentridae.